This is a messenger RNA of Jatropha curcas, 2305 nucleotides long. Its product is annotated as Galactose-binding protein. Gene Ontology annotation, cellular component: membrane; cytoplasm. Gene Ontology annotation, biological process: protein folding in endoplasmic reticulum. The record is from RefSeq and is a predicted model, not a curated record. NCBI's taxonomy places the organism in Eukaryota, Viridiplantae, Streptophyta, Magnoliopsida, Malpighiales, Euphorbiaceae.
CCUUCAAAAGGUAGAAAUAGUUUUCUUCCGGAAGAGCAGGAGGGUAAAUGAGCCACACAAGAAAUCAGACCAUCGGACACUAAAAAGUGAAAAAAGACAGGUGGGCUUUCUGAUCUCUCACAUGACGAAGGAACAAGACAACCAUUGUUUUGCUCCCACCGUUCAGGAAACAGCAAGAACCACCCAAACAUACAUAGAGAGAUACUUCUUUUCCUGUAAGGACGAGACAUGAAGAAACCACCUCGAAAUGGCUCCUUAAUACUAAACGCUAUUCGAUGCCAAAGCAUUCAAAACAGAAACAAUGAAAAUAGCUGCAAGAACAGCGCCAGUAACAAUAACAAGAAUAACAGGAGAAGCUUCUAUGAGCUCUCUUUGUCCUUGAUUCUCUUACUCUGGUCCCUUGUCUUGUUGUUUUACACUAGGCUUGGCCUCAGCCACGAAAAUGAAGGGAAUUUGGCUCUAAAUAACAGAAGCAUACCUUGCCCUGAUGUUUUCAGAGAUAAGCUUUGUAAUGAUACACACUCAAACAUUGGAAACUCAAGCUCUGCCAAUGCAAAUGGAUUGCUGCUACAGCUUAAUUUGUCUUCUAGCUGUCACAAUUCUACAGUUCAUAUUAACCUGGGGAAUCAGAAGUUCUCAAUUUCAGAGACUGACAGGCUAGAAGAAGUAAUAUGGAGUUUUUUAGGUUAUAGAUCUUUAGUUUGUAAAGCACAAAAUCCAGAAGAAUGGAAUAUUGGUAAACCAAAAGAGCUACCUGGUGGGAAAGGUAAUCAUCAUUCCACCUAUCUCAAUUUGGAUGAGUUUCGCAACAUAACAAGGCAGGAGAAAGACCAAGAAAUGCCCAGUCAGCUUGUGAACAUAACCCAUAAGCUUGAACCUGAUGGUAAAGAGUACAAUUUUGCAUCUGCAAUGAAGGGUGCUAAGGUGGUGGCACAUAAUAAAGAAGCAAAAGGGGCCGGUAACAUAUUGGGGAAAGAUCAAGACAAGUAUUUAAGAAAUCCUUGUUCUGUAGGAGGGAAGUAUAUUGUGAUUGAGCUCUCAGAGGAGAUUUUGGUUGAUGUUGUCAAAAUUGCAAAUUUUGAGCAUUAUUCUUCUAAUUUCAAGGAUUUUAACUUGUCUGGUAGUUUAAGUUAUCCAACUGAAACUUGGAAUCAUUUGGGAAACUUUGUUGCUGCUAAUGUCAAGCAGAGUCAAAGCUUCAAGCUGCCUGAACCCAAAUGGGUAAGGUACUUGAAAUUAGACCUACUCAGUCAUUAUGGAUCAGAAUUUUACUGCACACUGAGUGUUGUUGAGGUAUAUGGAGUUGAUGCAAUUGAGCGAAUGCUUGAGGAUCUCUUUGUGCCUUCUGAUGAAGCUAGUUCCAAUAAAUUGCCAAAGCCUAAUUCAACUGCAGCACCGCCUUUGAAGCCAGAAUCAGAUGCCAUUGAGGAUAAAAAGAAUAGCAAAGUCCAAAAUGAGGCUGAUAAUGCUGAUAUCAAGACAGAAAAAAAUGAUAAUGAGCAUUCUCGCUAUGCAACUACGACAAAGAAUCCUACGACUGUAAACAAGACUCCUGAUCCAGCAACAGAUGAAGUUAGACAACAGCCGGUUAGCAGAAUACCUGGUGAUGCUGUUCUAAAGAUUUUGCUGCAGAAGGUGAGAUCACUUGAGCUGAACUUAUCUGUGCUGGAGGAGUAUAUUAAAGAAAUGAAUAGGAGACAAGGAGAUAUUUUGCCAGACCUUGAGAAAGAGCUAUCUAGAAUUUCAGUGCUUUUGGAGAAGAGCAAAACAGAAAUUAAUGACAUAACGGAAUGGAAGGAAAAUACGGAUAAAGGACUCAUGGACCUUGAGUCAUGGAAAGCUAUUGUCUCCUCCCAUAUGGAUGCAUUGACCAGAGAAAAUAUCAUGUUGAGAUUAGAUAUUGAAAAGGUUGUAAACGAUCAAGCAAAUCUAGAAAGCAAGGAGCUGGCUGUAUUAGCAGUGAGUCUUUUUUUCGUGUGCUUUGCAACUAUAAAGCUAGUUUCUGCAAGAGUUUUGAAAUUCUUAGGAGCUUCUCAGUCAGAUAAGAUACGCCGGACGAGUAAAGGUUGGGUUAUGAUACUUGUUAGCAGCACCAUGACAAUAUUCGUCACCCUUCUCUCUGGCUAGUCCUCUCUCUCUGUGUAACUUGAGAAUUGUUAAUAAGAUUUUUUUUUCUUUUACACAGUGUUUUGGGAUAUCUAAUUUAAGUCAGAUAUGUCAAAAGAAUAGAAUUUUAGCUAGCCCCCAACUUUUGUAGCCCUAGAAAAUCAGAACUUUGUUCAUUUCUGGCCAUGGCCUUCCUUUA